GUGUGGUGACGAUGCGUAACCAGGUUACUCAUGUCCCGCUGGCCAGAUUGCACAGGCGUCGUGCCGCAUCUCUCAGGCGUCACAUCAACACUGCGAAAAAAGCUGAUGAUUCCGGCGGCAAGCAUGAUGUCGAGAGGUGGGCAGAGACCCAUCAACCAAGCGGCCUGCUCACGAGAGACUUCAUCGCGAAAUCGCUGUACAACCAGGACAAUGGGUACUUUGCCACGAAGGAUGUGAUCAACGACCUGCCAGGGCCCUUGGAGUUCCGCAACAUGAUGGGCGAGCUCCACUACCGCAUGGAUGUGAAAAAGGCAUAUGAAUCCAAGCUUUCCGCGUGGAUGACUCCGGUGGAAACCUUUUCCCCGCACUUUUCGCACGCUCUGGCGAGAUGGAUGACGAAAGAGGCGAAGAAGACUUCGACGGCAUCGUCGGAGCGAGCGAACGGGGCUGGUGAUGCGCUUCCUCGCAGACGCAAGCUAGCUCAGGGGCGGAACAAAGGCACCGGCGCCGGCGCCUGCGUUGGGGGCGAAGGAGAAAGCUUGGUUGUGUACGAAGCCGGAGGCGGAACAGGAACGAAUGCGUUGAACGUGUUGGACUGGCUGCAGCAGCAGGAGCCGAAGCUGUACGAGCGAACCGAGUACACGAUCGUCGAGAUCAGCCCACGAUUGGCGGAGCUACAGACGGAGAGAGUGUGCAGCGUUCAUGAGAACUGCCGCGUCGUCAACGCCAACGUCUUGGAAUGGGGCAUGUCCGGUGAGGUGGACCCUCGUCCGUGCUUCUUCCUCGGCAUGGAGCUUUUGGACAACCUCCCCCACGACAAAAUAGCGUGGGUGGCGCCUAGUUCCACGGAAGAACAAGGUGAUGCUGGAACCCCGCAGCUGUGCGAGACAGUGGUGGUGGAAACCCCCGGGGGUGGUUUUCGAGAGAUGUUUCGACCCGUGCGAGACACUUUAAUCCGUCAACUGCUGACGGUUUGCCCCGAACUAGCGGCGAUGAUACGGGAUCGAAGGGAGACGGAAUCGGAGCCACCUUCCGCGAGUCCUUUUGCGAAGAUGUUCGCGUUUUUUUCCAACGGUGGUGGCGGUGGCAGAGGUGACCUGAAACCAGAGCACUGUGCGGCGUUCAUACCGACGGGAUAUUUGCGUCUCGUGCAAGGCCUUCGAGCGCGGAUGCCCCGGCAUCGCGCUAUCCUGGCCGACUUUGACUCUUUCGCCGACAGCGCGGGAAUGGGUGGAGGACCUUCGUUGACUGCAGUAGGUGGAGCAGCCGGGUCAGCAGGCGAAACAGCGACGAAUGACGAGUCGCUGACGGCGUUUCAGGCUCCUAUCGUGUCCAGCCGGGAUCCUGUGAGCGGGGUCGUAACAGACCACGCCACCUACAUGGUCCCGCUGGGAUCGGCUGACAUUUUUUUCCCGACAUCUUUUGACAGGCUGUCGCGGUUGCACUCAGCGAUAUGCAGUGCGGGGGGAACCGUCGGUAGCCAAACCGGUCGUAGACAGGAGAGAGUUGGGAGAGGAAGGGGUUUAGUCGUGAAGCAGGGGGAUUUCUUGCGGGAGUUCGCCGAUCUACCUUGUACUCGGACCUUCAGCGGUUUCAACCCCCUGGUGGAUGACUUUCGGAAUUCUUCCGUCUUUAUCAGCGGUGCGGUCAUCACUCCUUAA
Ectocarpus siliculosus is the source of this 1661-nucleotide messenger RNA. NCBI's taxonomy places the organism in Eukaryota, Phaeophyceae, Ectocarpales, Ectocarpaceae. The record is from the annotation of a GenBank genome assembly.